AUGGCGACGGAUGCGCCAGAUCCACGGAGUUUUCAAACCUGGGAAGACGCGUUCCAGUAUCCAAUUCCAGUGGUUCGCAAGCUUGAACAGCAGCUUCGCAACAAUGCCGACGAGAAUCGUGAGAAGCUGCGGUCGCUCGUGGGAGCAAGUUACCGCAGCCUCCUCGAUACUGCCGAAACGAUCAUCGACAUGGAAGUAAGAAUGGGUCAAGUGGAAACCAAGCUUGCGAAAGUAGGGCAGAGUUGCAACUCGAGGCGCUUGGAGAAGAUAUCAGAUAAUGCGGGGAAAAUGGAUAUUCACAUUCGGAGUCGUGAUGCGGAGCGGUACACGCUUGCGUCCCAACUCUCGGUCCUGCGCAAUGCGCCUCUGGUGAUGACACGCCUCAUGAAAAGAGAAGGGUCAUAUCUGCUCAUUGCCAAAGUCCUGGUCAUUUCGCGGCUACUUCACAAGGCUCUUAGUCAGUCUGCGACGAAACCAGCGAGUGUGGAUCAGCUGUGGGAGAGGCUGUUAUCUGUACGGAGAAAGUUGUUGCGACGAAUCGAUAAGCGACUGUCGAGUGCAAGCGGUGAAACAGCAACUCUGGUGGAGAGUAUGUGCGCCUAUGCGCUUGCUACGAGUUCAACGCCGACCGAUACCCUACAUCAUUUCCACAAGAUGAGAUUGGAUAGGAUGAAUAGCGAGAUCAAGGCUGGUGGAGAUGAGCUUGCGAAGCAUGGCAUUGAUGCGCUCAAGCUAUGCAUUCAGACGUGUCUCGACACCCAGACGAUAUUCCCACGGAGGUUGGCAGAAGCACUGGCAAAGCUGAAAGCACAUCCCUUGAUCCAGGACCCUGAUGUUCGCGGUCUAUAUGAGUUGAAUCUAGACGUGCACGACCAGUGGCUUGGCGACGAAGCGCGGAACUACACGCCCUGGCCACGGCAUGAUGAGUUGCAGCGGCCAGAAGCAGAGCAGAUACUACAUCGUUGGUCCAGGGAUGCCAUUGCGGCUUUCCUAAAGGGCGUUAAGAAGGCACUAGAGGGCGAAGAGCGAUUGCAAGAGGUUGCAGACUUGCGACAGGAACUGAUUGAAACAUGGAUUCUUUCUGGAUCUCGAAUGGCGGGCGUCAAGUCAGCAAACGUACUCGACGACUUGCGCGACAUGAUGAAUGACAAGCUUGAAAGCAUUGUCCGAUCACGAACAAACGGACUGCAGACUGUCGUUUCUGAACUCACGGCUCAACUGGAUACAGUUGGUGCAUCCGAAGCAACCUCGGCACUCAGUCUCUGGGACACAAUAGACAAAGCCUCGGACCUCACCAAUGGAGCUCAAUCAUUCAAGUCCACAGUCCUAAACACAUACCAAGGACGAGACGACCCAGUCAUUAGCGUCACAUCCGCCUUUGACAACUGGAUGGCCUCAGUCCUCGAAGUCAAAGGCAUAGUCAAAAGCAUGAAGGAAGCCCGCUGGGACGACACCUUUGCCGACGACGCAGGCUCAGACUCCGACUCGGACCUAGGUGACUCGAAACAAACGCUUCUAAGCGACGACGACCCCAAGUUGCUAGAAGAAUGCACACAAGAAGCCUUGCGUGAAGCGCUGCAGAAUCUAGGCAAAAGCCUCUCUACCAUCACCAAAGCCUCUGACGAAAAGGCUGGAUGCGAUUCCAUCCAAAAAGCAACCUUCAUCCUGCGCGUCAUCCGGGAAAUAGGGGAUCGCAUACCCAGACUUCGACUUCAAGAUAAAGCCACACCCCCCACCUCCCCAUUUACCCCGGACAUCCUCGAACCCCUCCACGAAGCUCUAGCAUCGUACGUCGCACAGCCAACGCUGGAAGCAUACAAGAGUUCGCUAGCAAAGUCCCUCAAAGUCAAAUCGAAUAGUCAUAUCUUGUGGGAGGGCCAACCGCCACUGCCUACCCAGCCGUCGCCCAGCGCAUUCCGCUUUCUACGCGAUUUGAACGCUAAGAUGACGGGUGUGGGGAGUGAUCUUUGGGCUCCCGGGAGUGUCAGCGUGAUGAAGGGGAGGGUGGCGGGGAUGUUGGUGGGUGUGGUGGAGGGGCAGGUUGAUGCUAUUGUUGCACUUGGCCAGGGGGUUGCUGAAGAUGAAAAGAAGGAAGAAGAAUCAAAGGACGAAGAAGGAGAGGAAAAGACGGAUGCAGAGGUGUCUGGUGACCAGAAGGAGGAUGUGAAGGAGAUCAACGUCUACAGACUUAAGCAGUUGCUGUUCGAUGUGCUGUAUGUACAGCGGUUUAUUGAGCCGGCUGCGGGAGAGGAGAGUGUGUUGGCGCUGAGGAAGAAGAUGGAGUUGGAGGAUGUGGAUGUGGGGAGGUUGAAGAGGAGUGCGGUGGAGUAUGCGAAGAAGACGUAUUUGCUCUUUGCGCUGUUAGCUUAG
This is a messenger RNA of Bipolaris victoriae FI3, 2370 nucleotides long. RefSeq lists its product as hypothetical. Bases 1 to 2370 code for a protein of 789 amino acids. NCBI's taxonomy places the organism in Eukaryota, Fungi, Ascomycota, Dothideomycetes, Pleosporales, Pleosporaceae. Gene Ontology annotation, cellular component: Golgi apparatus; COG complex. The record is from RefSeq and is a predicted model, not a curated record. Gene Ontology annotation, biological process: intra-Golgi vesicle-mediated transport. The transcript has 3 exons.